Molecule: messenger RNA, 915 nt
Organism: Alligator sinensis (Chinese alligator)
Lineage: Eukaryota; Metazoa; Chordata; Crocodylia; Alligatoridae
Product: olfactory receptor 49-like
Exons: 2
Biological process (GO): G protein-coupled receptor signaling pathway
Cellular component (GO): membrane
Molecular function (GO): G protein-coupled receptor activity; olfactory receptor activity
Source: RefSeq, a predicted model, not a curated record
AUGGAGAACCAAACAUUGGUAAAGAAUUUCAUCCUCUUGGGGUUCACUGAUGUGCAGAAAUACCAGGGUCUUCUAUUUUUGAUUCUCCUGGUUACCUAUAUCUUGACCAUAAUGGGAAACAUUGUGAUCAUCACCAUCAUCCUCCUGGACCAUCGCCUACAAACCCCCAUGUACUACUUUCUCUGGAACUUCUCCCUGUUGGAAAUUGGUUUCACCUCCACCGUCAUCCCCAAAGCCCUGUUCAACCUGGCAUCAGGCAACAGAACAAUUUCCAUACCUGGAUGCUUUGUACAAGUAUUCCUCUAUUUUGUCUUGGGUACUAUUGAAUUCCUCUUAUUGGCAGUAAUGUCCUUUGAUAGGUAUGUGGCCAUCUGUCACCCUUUGUCCUACACCACCGUCAUGAAUGAGCGUGUUUGCAAAAUACUUGUGCUGAGCUCUUGGAUGAGUGGCUUUUUGAUACUUAUUGGACCAUCACUUGUAGUAUUCCAACUGCCCUUUUGUGGCCAAAAUAUCAUUAACCACUUCUUUUGUGACAAUGGACCCCUGAUCAAACUUGCCUGUGCAGACACUAGACUCCUGGGACUGGUAGACUUCACAAUAGCUGUGUUUUCUCUCCUGGGCACUUUUACCGUUACAAUCCUGUCCUAUGCCAGAAUUAUCUCCACUGUCCUGAACAUCCCUUCUGCUUCUGGGAGACAGAAAGCCUUCUCCACCUGCAUAUCACAUCUCACCGUUGUCUCCAUCACCUAUAGCAGCUGCAUCUUCAUGUACAUCAAACCCAUGGAUAGCAGGGGGCUGGACCUCAGCAAGGGGGUGUCCAUUCUCAAUACAGUGGUGUCCCCUUUGCUCAACCCGUUCAUUUACAGCCUGAGGAACAAACAGGUUCAGGAGGCUUUCUGGGAUUUGCUAGAGAAG